Molecule: messenger RNA, 1422 nt
Organism: Danaus plexippus (monarch butterfly)
Lineage: Eukaryota; Metazoa; Arthropoda; Insecta; Lepidoptera; Nymphalidae
Product: acyl-CoA Delta(11) desaturase-like
Exons: 5
Coding region: 138-1112 (324 amino acids)
Biological process (GO): unsaturated fatty acid biosynthetic process
Cellular component (GO): endoplasmic reticulum membrane
Molecular function (GO): iron ion binding; stearoyl-CoA 9-desaturase activity
Source: RefSeq, a predicted model, not a curated record
AUUAUAUAUGGUCUAAAGAGUGUUGUUUUUCUUUCAGUGCUAAGCGGUUGUGCUAGGAUAAAGUUGACGAGAUUUGAGCGAUACAAAUCUCAUUUAUUCUGAACUAUUAGCAACUAUAUUUACAUAUCAGUCAAACAAUGUCCUGCGACGAGACAGAGGAAUCCAAGAGUGAUGAUGUCUUUGAGAAGCUGGUUGCUCCGCAGGCCGCACCCAGGAAGUAUGAGAUCAUACACAGCAACCUCCUCACCUUCAGCUACGGACACCUGGCGGCGUUGUAUGGAACUUACUUAUGCGUUACAGUCGCCAGUUGGAAGACACUGCUAUUUCAUUUUAUAAUAUUCGUGUUGGCGGCUAUUGGCGUAACGGCUGGAGCUCACAGGCUGUGGACCCACAGAGCCUAUAAAGCUAAGCUGCCUCUUCAGAUUAUUCUGAUGCUGAUGAACACGCUAGCCUUCCAGAACACUGUCAUAGAUUGGGUCAAGAAGCAUAGGUUGCAUCACAGAUACAGUGACACGGAUGCGGAUCCCCACAACGCGACCAGAGGCUUCUUCUAUUCCCACGUCGGCUGGUUGCUGGUGAAACGACACGAGGAAGUCAGGAGGAGGGAGAAAUUAAUCGACAUGUCGGAUAUAUAUGACAACCCCGUGCUUACGUUCCAGAAAAAGUACGCAGUACCGUUCAUAGGUACAUUGACCUUCGUCCUACCCACAUUCAUACCAAUGUAUUUCUUUGGGGAGACCUUCUGGACCGCGUGGCACCUCACAGUCCUGAGGUACAUACUUAAUCUGAACGGCACAUUCCUUGUGAACAGUGCUGCACACAUGUUCGGCAACAAGCCCUACGAAGAGCACAUAAAACCAUCGCAGAACCUGUUCGUGUCGUUCGUCAGUUUUGGUGAGGGAUUCCACAAUUACCACCACGUGUUCCCAUGGGAUUAUAGAACAGCGGAGUUGGGGAACAAUUACCUAAAUCUCACCACAAAGUUCAUUGACUUCUUCGCUUGGCUCGGAUGGGCCUACGAUCGAAAAACUAUCCCGGAUGAUUUGAUCAGGUCGAGGUCGAAGAGGACCGGGGACGGAACGAACUCCUGGGGCUUCAGCAAGACAGAAUAAUUUGUCUUCAACUGUACAGGGUGUUAGCUAUCCUAUCUCAAUAAUUAUUUUGUAUUUUUCAUCUAGUUCCUAUAUUUUUGUGUAAACCAAUACAUUGUCAAGUAUUUCAGAUUUCUGAACGAAUCAACACAUAUGCAAACAUGUUUCGCGCAUAACAUUUUAAAGGCUUAUUUGUUGCACGUUCACUCGCAUGAAAUCUAUAAAAGUAUUUGCUGUAAAUAAUUUUUCUCGUAUAUUUUUUCCUUUAUGUAAUGAGAUCUAAGACUUUAUCGAUUAUUUAUUAAAAUAAAACUAAUAUUUUAUUCCCACA